Messenger RNA from Drosophila kikkawai, 978 nucleotides. NCBI's taxonomy places the organism in Eukaryota, Metazoa, Arthropoda, Insecta, Diptera, Drosophilidae. The record is from RefSeq and is a predicted model, not a curated record.
AUGACGAGCACCAUCUCAUCACCUAGGGACGACGCCUGGAUAGGGCUCGCCAUUGACGAGCUGCUGGGGGGUCUCCAGUUGGGGCAUCGGCCCCAACCUCCACUCCUCGCGCCACUCCGUGUGGCCGGAGGCCGCGGACAAAUUCCGUCCGCGGAGCAGCUUGACGUUCCGCCGGAUCACCGAUUCGGCCCAAUACGGGUAGACACCACCCCGCCACGACCACGGCCAACCGAGGCCGCCCGCACGCCUGCCGACCAGGGCAAGCGGCAACUCACGGAUCAAGGGCCGCCGCCUUUCGUCCCGCUGCGCACAACACAGCCUCCAUCAACACAGGCCACCCAAGAGCAAGCCCCAGGAGGGAAGCUAUCGCCACGGGAAACACCACGAGCAGCCGGCCCAUCGACGCGCCCGCACACCGGCCGGGUGUCCACGACGCCUACCGGCAUCCAGGGGCUGCCACCACGGGCAGCACCUCGAGCAGUCGGCCCGUCAACGCGCCCGCACACCGGUAGGGUCGCCACGACAUCUACCGGCCACGUAACACCAUCACCGAGGGCGGCGCCGCGAGCUGCCAUCACUCCGGCACGCUCGCGCACCGGCCCGACUCCAACAACGCCUGGGACACGCGCAGUCCAGGCCAUAGCACCGCUGGUCCCGUCCGGGGCUGCACGGGAACCAGAUUCAGACGGCGAGGUGGAAGCGGCGCUACGAGAGUGCCUAGGCGACCUUCCACACGACGUGCUGGAGGAGAUGGCCCACGGGGCAGAAGAUUUGGACAUGGAGGAUCUCUUCGGGGAGUCUCCCGACGAAGACGGAGUGGAGCUUCCAAUGCGCCCCGCCUCCGACCAAUCCGUCGACGAGCCACGGAUCCCGUCACCCCAAUUCCGGCCGGAUUACGAGGAGAUCUCCAGCGACAAGGGAGAGGCGGAGGAGAUCAUCCAGAUCUCCGACUCUGACGACGCCGAGCCCGGCGUUUAG